AAUGAUUUGGGGGGGAAAAAAAAAAAAAAAAACGCUGCUCUGGGUAGCAUUUUCCACCCAUUUGAAACGAAAAGAACGCUUCUGUCUUUAAUCUUGCUUUGCAUAGCUACGCAGAAAAGACUGUUUAACACACCUCUUUAUGCUUUGUCUUCUGGGGGAACCCUACCAGGAGCCUUAUGAUCGUCUUUUGGAAGUCCCGGUCACUCGGGAGCAACUAAACCACUAUCGGAAUGUGGCUGAAAAUGCUCAAAGUGAACUCGCGGCAAUUUUGGUCAAAUUCAAAUGUGCUCAGGCUGAGCUUCGAGACCUCCGAUCCAAGAUGCUUUCCAAAGAAGUUUCCUGUCAGGAGCUGAAAGCUGAAAUGGAGACCUAUAAAGAAAACAAUGCCAGAAAGUCAUCUCUCCUCACCUCUUUGAGAGACAGAGUUCAGGAGCUAGAAGAAGAGUCAGCAGCACUUUCUUCUUCUAGAAUUAGAGCAGAAAUCACAGCUCACUCUGCCAUCAAGGAGAACCAGGGGUUAAAGAAGAAAGUUACAGACUUAGAAGAAAAAUUACAAAAGUGUUUAAAGGAGAACCAGGAGAAUAAGAAUGAAGCCUCAAAGAACUGCAGAAAACAGGAGGAAUUUCUAUCUCAACUUCGUGACUGCCUGGGUCUGGAUAAGAAGAAUGACAAAGCAUCAGAUGAAGAUUUGAUUUUAAAGCUUCGAGAGCUGUGCAAGGAAAAUGGAUCUGUGAAAGGACAAAUUGUUACUCUUGAAGAGACCAUAAGUGUCCAUGAGAUGGAGGCAAAGGCUAGCAGAGAGACGAUCAGGAGGCUGGCUGAAGAAGUAAACAGACAGCAGGAAAAAGCUGCAUCCUGUCUUGAAGAGAAAGACAAGCUGAGCCAGGACUUUCUCAGGGCUACAGAAGCAAAAGAAGCUCUUGAAAAGGAAGUUAAGAUCUUCCAAGAAAGGUUGCUUGCUGGCCAGCGGGUCUGGGAUACCUUGAAGCUGGAGCUGAGCCACCUAAAGAAAAGCACUUAUGAGCUGGAGAAGAGUUUGAAGGCCAGUCAGGACGAAGUCGCAGCCUCACAAAGCCAGUACUCCUCAUUUAGGCAGAAAAUCGCAGCCCUCCUUAAGGGCAGCUGGGGCGUGACUGGGGCCACAGAGGACGCCAUUUUGGAGAGGAUUCGCGAAAUGGACAGCCAGGAAGAGAACAGGAAAAGGAUGGUCUCCCAGCUUGAAGCCCAAACAUCUAAGCUUGUCCAACAGUUGGGAAAUGAGACUGAGCUGCACCAGAAGGCUCUACAGAGGGCCCAGAAAGCCGAGAACAAGUUGGAGACUCUUCAGGCUCAAGUGACACACCUGGAGGGGGAGCUGGUUUCUGGAGAUUUUUUGCGAGACAACUUGAAUUUUGAGAAACAAAAAUAUCUUAAAUUUCUGGAUCAGCUAUCAGAGAAAAUGAAGUUGGACCAGAUGGCUGCUGAACUUGGCUUUGACAUGCGUCUGGAUGUAGUUUUAGCUCGCACAGAGCAGCUGGUCCGCCUUGAGAGCCACGCAGUCGUUGAAAACAAGACGAUCGCCCACAAUUUACAGAGAAAGCUAAAGACUCAGAAAGAACAGCUGGAGAGCAAAGAACUGCACUUGAGCCUCCUCCGGCAGAAAAUAGCCCAGCUGCAGGAGGAGAAGCAGGCGCGCACGGCCUUGGCCGUGGAGAAGGACGAGGCCACUCUCGCAGUCAGGAAGUUGGAGAAGAAAGUGGAGAGGCUACAGAAGGAGCUGAGCACCUGUCGAGAAUCGAACACUGAGCUCAAAGCUAAACUUGCCGACACCAGUGAGCUGAAGAUUAAAACUUUAGAACAGACCAAAGCCAUUGAAGACCUGAAUAAAUCCAGAGACAAACUGGAGAAGAUGAAGGAGAAAGCUGAGAAAAAGCUCAUGUCAGUCAAGUCAGAGCUUGACAGCACAGAACAUGAGGCGAAGGAGCACAAGGAGAGGGCCAGGAACAUGAUAGAAGUGGUAACCAGUGAAAUGAAGACCCUAAAAAAAUCUCUGGAAGAGGCAGAAAAGAGAGAAAAGCAGCUGGUGGACUUCAGGGAUGUAAUUUCCCAGAUGCUGGGCUUGAACGUGACCACUCUCGCGCUUCCUGAUUAUGAAAUCAUCAAGUGUCUUGAAAGACUGAUCCACUCACAUCAGCACCACUUUGUCACCUGUGCCUGCCUCAAAGAUGUGACCACUGGGCGAGACAGGCUCCUGCAAGACCACUUAAAACCUGUUCACUGAAUGCCGUAUCUCUUGAGGGAGGUGGAGCUAAGAGAUGGGACACAACUCACAAUUUCACAAAUUCCCCUUUGAAUUUUGAUCAGUGUGUGAACGUUAUAUACUUUCAUGAUAUACUGAGAACACAUCAUUGGCAAAAAAAAAAAAAGUAUUCCUAAAGGUGCCAGCUUUAUAUAAAUGUUCAUCACUAAAAAUGCUUAUUAUUUCAUUUGUUAGCAUGUUGGGACCAAGAAAAAUUUCACUAAAUUAUUCUAGAUAAUUCCACGAUAUUUCAGUUGGAAAAUGGGGGUGGGGAAUUUAACAUUUAUGAGGCACCUAUAUGGAGUCAGGGGCUUUACUACUCAGUUUAGUUCCCAUCACAACCAUGUGGAGAAGCUUCAGUGUUUUUUAUGUUAUAAACUCUUUGGGGCUCAGGGAGCCCUGGUGGCACAGUGGUUAAGAACUCGGCUGCUAACCAAAAGGCUGGCAGCUCAAAUCUACCAGUCACUCCUUGGAAACCCUAUGGGGCAGCUCUACUCUGUCCUAUAGGGUCACUAUGAGUCAGAAUCGACUUGACGGCAAUGGGUAUGGGUUAUGGGGCUCACAGAAGGCAUUACCUGUCCCAGAUUGCAGCUGGUUAGUGAGAACUGGCUAUACAACAUGUCUGCUCUGUGUCAAAGGCCAUACUUUUUCUACUACCCCACAGUCCUACUGUUUCUCCUGAAUCCCUGAGAUUCUGGUGGAUAUUUCUUGCAUAAAGGAAGGAAAACAUCCCCAUAAAACCAGUUGCCGUUAAGUUGAUUCUGAUUCACGGCAACCCAUGUGUGUCAGAGUAGAACUGUGCUCCAUAGGGUUUUCAAUGACUGAUUUUUUGGAAGCAAAUCACCAGGCCUUUCUUCUGAGGUGCCUUUGGGUGGACUCAAACCUCAACCUUUCGAUUAGCACCCAAGUGCAUUAAGCAUUUGUACCAGUCAUAUAAACCUGAAGUCCUAUAAGAAACUUACAUAUAAGAGAUUUUAAAUGUUUACUCAGAUUCCAUCAAGUGAUAAAUUUUAAUGUUUGAACAGGGCUGGUCUCAGCACUUUAAAAAUGAUACCUUUUUUUUUCUGGAUCAGGAUUUUAUUAUGAAUUUUGAAUUUCUAUCACUUUCUACCUUUUUAAAAAAUCGUGGUAAAACAUGAAUAACAUAAUUUCCCAUUUUCAUCAUUUUUAAGUUAACAAUUCAGUUCUGCCUUCCUUUUUAAUUUCUAUUUUAUAAAUGUUUUUCAGGAAACCACAUUCUUAAUGAGAAAAAUGUGUUAUUAUUUUGUCAGCUCAGACUCAUGUCAACCUUAUGCCUUAUGUAUAACAGAACGAAAUGUUUCCCAGUCUUGCGCCAUCUCCAUGAUCUUUGAUAUGUUUGAGUCCAUUGUUGCAGGUAUUGUGUUAAUCCAUCUCAUUGAGGGUCUCCCUAAUUUUCACUGACCCUCUCCUUUACCAAGCAUGAUGUCCUUCUCUAGUGAUUGGUCUUUUCUGACGAGGUGUCUAAAGAAGCAAGACGAAAUAUCACCAUCCUUGCAUCCUGGUUGUAUUUCUUCUAAGACUGAUUUGUUCAUUUUCUGGCAGUCCAUAAUAUAUUCAAUAUUCUUCACCAACUCUUUUCUGCAAUAGUCAAAGAUAUUUUGAACAUUAUCAUUUUAAAAAUAUAAAAUUUGUUAUGUUAUUUUUCUAUUUUUGGCUUAUUAUUAAUUAUAUUUCUGGAUUCAUGUAAGAGUCUAAAAAUGGUUCACAGCGGUUAGUACUGUACUUUAUUACUUGGAAUUGCAUUUCAUUUAUCCAAAUAUAUGUUUAUAUAAUAUUUCUCUUGUGUGACUCUAGUGUAUAUAUGAUAAUCUUUGAUACAUACAAAAUUAUUAAAAUUAUUUGAAUGUAACCCUUGAGAUUUCUAGUGGAAACGGUAGAUGGGCUAAGAAAAAUAAAUUUGGGUAAUGGUCCAUAUACACAUUAACUGUUUGUCACGCAGACAAAUUGAAAAUCCUUUAAUAAAAACCAUUUCUCUUCUUGUUAAAAUGCCAUUUGGUAGUUGGCUUACCCUCUGUGGCAUUCAUUCCAGACUUGGCAAGCUGGCUUCACAUUUUUAUGUUAGAUUUUAUUCUUUUAUAAUAUCUAUGUAUAUUUUAUG
Loxodonta africana (African savanna elephant) is the source of this 4397-nucleotide messenger RNA. It is a transcript of the gene CCDC170, whose product is annotated as coiled-coil domain containing 170. The record is from RefSeq and is a predicted model, not a curated record. Gene Ontology annotation, biological process: microtubule cytoskeleton organization. Lineage: Eukaryota; Metazoa; Chordata; Mammalia; Proboscidea; Elephantidae. Gene Ontology annotation, molecular function: microtubule binding. Bases 140 to 2260 code for a protein of 706 amino acids. The transcript has 10 exons. Gene Ontology annotation, cellular component: Golgi apparatus.